AUGUGGUCCAACUCAGGUUCGAUCAUUCAAGAGUCAUGAUGAUGUAGAUGCCUGGCUCAUGGCGAAUCCCUUGCACUUUAAGGAAAGAAACCCUACAGUGAUUAGCUAUGGAAUUCAAACAAAUUCAGCACCAGAGAUGAAACGAGGAAGGUUCGAAGAUCCUACGUUUAAGUUCCAGAUACCUCUUCAAGUUGCUGCUGAGCGUGAAAUCGCUAGGUCUUUAAUUGGAGAUCCAAAGUUUAACUGGGUUUUCGGAUUUAAAGAGUUUCCACACCUAGCUAUUGAAGCUGUUGUUGCAUUGGACGCAGUAGGACCAAGUUUCUUCCUUGCCAUUGCGAUGUAUGGUUUUGUACUUCAACUCAGUUCUUUGAUCACUGAGAAAGAGCUCAAACUUCGCCAGGCAAUGACAAUGAUGGGUGUUUUUGACACUGCUUAUUGGUUGGCAUGGCUUACAUGGGAAGGGAUUCUUACAACAAUCUCGGCGCUCUUGAUAGUUCUCUUUGGAAUGAUGUUCCAGUUCGACUUUUUCUUGAAGAACAGCUUCUUUGUCGUCUUCUUACUUUUCAUGCUUUUCCAGAUCAAUAUGAUUGGACUAGCAUUCAUGCUAUCAGCUUUUAUCAGCAAAGCAUCUUCAGCGACAACUGUUGGCUUCUUUGAGUUUCUGAUUAGUUUUAUAACACAGGAAAUGCAAUCAUUUAUGCCACGACAUCAUUAAAGGAGAGAGUGCAACAGCGUUGUUGUAUAAGAACAGAGCACGAUGGUUACUUUUUUUUUAAUCAAAAAAUUGUAAAAGUUUGUUAGAACUCUUCUUCAUCUUUCUCUGUGGAUUUUCUUGGUAAUUUUCUAGGAAAUCUGCUUAUUAUUGUUUUAGAGCUGUUUUUAUUAUGUUUCUUAUUAUGAAUGUUGUAUCACUAUUCAUCGUCAUUCUUCAUUACGGUUUAACCGUAACACAUUGAUCAAGCUUGGUGCAGUGUUUUGGGUGGCUCGCUCUCCCUUUGCUCUUCUUUUACGACCAUGGUGAGGUGAGGUAUAUCGAGUUGGUUGAGGUGAAGUUUAGACAUCAAAGGUGGGAUUUGAUCUUAUUUUUCUUAUUCUCAGGUGAGGAUUCUAUUUGAGAACGGCGGGUACUCGAUCAGAUUUUUGCGGAGUUGGGUCCAUUGUGGUUGUGGUCUCGGAUCGGUGGAUUCCAUGGCAAUUCAAGACAAGUAUUCCACAACCCCAACGUUUUUGCAAGUUAUCACCGCCGGAGUUACCACCGGAGAACUGAGAAUAAAUCGCAAAGCUGGCUGGAGGGAGGUGGCUUGAAAGAUUGUGGCUGUGGGUUUUAGGAGACGGCCGACGAAUCCGCUUAACUGAGAUUGGAGGAUCAACUGGGUUUCCCUAUUCCAAGGAUCGUUCUCUCACGCUUAGGGUGCUCUGGUCGCUCUUCCCACCCAAUACCUUUUCUCACGGUCUCAAGCUGCUUUCUGAUGCAACUUCAACUCCUCAAGAUCCUGGCAUUAGUUGGAGUAAGAGAGCAGAAUGUGCACCAAACGAUGACAUUGAUUGUGUGAUUACAAUUAAUGAUAUCUACUUGUGGCUUAUUGGUACAUUCCUUUUGUGGUUUGUUCUGGCUCUCUACUUUGACAAUAUUGUUCCAAGCGCGUCCGGUGUAAGAAAAUCUGCCUUUUAUUUUGUGAAACCUGGUUACUGGACCGGUAGAGGUGGCAACCGACUGGAAGAAGGUGGGAUUUGUAACUGUACUGGUUCAGUCCCACCUGUUGAUCACAUCACCCCUGAUGAUGAAGAUGUCCUUGAAGAAGAGGCUUUAGUUAAACAACAUUCAAUGGAGGGCUUAGUUGAUCCGAAUAUUUAUGUUCAAAUACGUGGUCUUGCAAAGACUUAUCCUGGGACGACCAAAUGUGGAUGCUGCAAAUGCAAGAAAACUGCCUCUUGUCACGCUCUGAAGGGGCUGUGGAUGAAUAUUGCCAAAGAUCAACUAUUCUGUCUUCCUGGACCCAAUGGCGCAGGGAAAACAACUACUAUCAAUUGUUUGACAGGCAUCAAUCCUGUUACUGGUGGCGAUGUUUGAUAUACUCUGGGAUGCUUUAUCUGGUGAAGAACAUCUCCGUCUCUUUGCUAGCAUUAAGGGGUUGCCACCUGCAUCGAUCAAUCCAAUGGUUGAGUAGUCACUGGCGGAGGUAAAACUGACAGAAGCAGGGAAAAUCAGGGCAGGAAGUUACAGUGGAGGAAUGAAACGCCGACUUAGUGUUGCAGUUUCACUCAUUGGUGAUCCCAAACUGGUCUUCCUAGACGAGCCUACUACAGGCAUGGACCCCAUCACAAGGAGACACGUCUGGGAUAUUAUACAAGAAACCAAGAAAGGUCGCGUCAUUAUACUAACCACACAUUCGAUGGAGGAAGCUGAUAUUCUAAGUGAUCGAAUAGGGAUAAUGGCUAAGGGCAGGCUUCGCUGCAUUGGAACCUCCAUCAGGUUGAAAUCUCGCUUUGGCACUGGUUUUGUUGCUAACAUUAGCUUCUCUGAAAAAAAUAACCAAGAAAACAACAAAAAUGACCACAAUGGUGAAGCUGGUGGUGCAGAUUCACACGAGCCAGUGAAGAAGUUCUUUAUAGAUCAUCUCAAUGUCAAACCGGUAGAAGAAAACAAGGCCUUCAUGACUUUGGUUAUACCGCAUGAGAAAGAAAAUCUAUUGGCUAAUUUUUUCGCUGAGCUGCAAGAAAAAGAAACCGAGUUCGGAAUCUCAGACAUCCAAAUUGGUCUUGCGACUCUUGAAGAAGUCUUCUUGAACAUAGCAAGAAAAGCUGAACUCGAAAGCGCUGCUGUUGCUGGAACAAUGGUCACUCUUGAACUAACAUCUGGCUCAUCCGUCGAGAUACCAGUUGGGGCAAGAUUUGUUGGUAUACCAGGAACCGAAACUGAGGAUAAUCCGAGGGGAAUAAUGGUUGAAGUGUAUUGGCAACAAGACGAGUCAGGAUCAUUGUGCAUCUCAGGACACUCCCUGGAGAUGCCAGUUCCUGAAAUUGUUCCUGCGACAGAUCCGGUGGCACAAGGACAUGGGAGAGUAAGCUUGGGACAGAGAGGACGGAUACAACAAGUUCAGGGAACUGUGAUUGAUCCCGAUUUUGUCAGGUUUUCCACUGCUUCACGACGUUUUAGUAGAAGCAGUUCAUUUGCUUCCAGACGUUCUUCAUUGUGAAAUAAAAUCCAAAAGACACACACACCUACAGUUCUUAACUUACCGGACUUGGCGGCUCUACAAGUAUGUCUGUAUCUUUGUUGUAUUAUUUUAAACAGGAAAAACAAA
Messenger RNA from Raphanus sativus (radish), 3305 nucleotides. Its product is annotated as ABC transporter A family member 2-like. The transcript is spliced from 16 exons. Gene Ontology annotation, biological process: lipid transport; transmembrane transport. Gene Ontology annotation, cellular component: membrane; intracellular membrane-bounded organelle. The record is from RefSeq and is a predicted model, not a curated record. NCBI's taxonomy places the organism in Eukaryota, Viridiplantae, Streptophyta, Magnoliopsida, Brassicales, Brassicaceae. Gene Ontology annotation, molecular function: ATP binding; ABC-type transporter activity; ATP hydrolysis activity. The coding region runs from base 2232 to 3197 and encodes 321 amino acids.